Messenger RNA from Melopsittacus undulatus (budgerigar), 1279 nucleotides. RefSeq names its product yrdC N6-threonylcarbamoyltransferase domain containing (gene YRDC). Lineage: Eukaryota; Metazoa; Chordata; Aves; Psittaciformes; Psittaculidae. Bases 16 to 873 code for a protein of 285 amino acids. The record is from RefSeq and is a predicted model, not a curated record. Gene Ontology annotation, cellular component: cytoplasm. The transcript is spliced from 6 exons. Gene Ontology annotation, molecular function: tRNA binding; nucleotidyltransferase activity; double-stranded RNA binding. Gene Ontology annotation, biological process: regulation of translational fidelity.
GGAAGUGGGCCGCGGAUGCGGCGGGCGGCGCGCAUCGCGCUGGCGCUGGCCGGGGACGGAGCGGCGGGGCCGGAGCCGGGCCUAGGCCUGGGCCUGGGCUGCGCCCGCAGCGCUCGGCUGCUGCUGCCGGCCGGGGACGAGGCACAGCCCCAGCUGCGAGGUACGGCCCGGGGGAGGCGGCGGGGACGGGGCUGGGUGGGCCGGGGAUCGCUGACCCCCCUCCGGUGUCGCGCAGGCUGGAGGGAGGCGGUGUCGGCGGCCGCCGGUGCGCUGCGGGCGGGCGGGCUGGUGGCGGUGCCGACGGACACGGUGUACGGCGUGGCGGGCCUGGCGCAGGACUCCGGCGCCGUGCGGAGCAUCUACAGCCUGAAGGGGCGCAACGGGAGGAAGCCGCUCGCCAUCUGCCUCGGGGACGUGGAGCGCCUCUACAGGUACUGCCGUGUCAAUGUGCCGGAUGAGCUGCUGCGGGACCUGCUGCCUGGACCUGUGACCCUGGUCUUACAGCGUUCCGAAGAGCUAAAUAAAGACUUGAAUCCCUUCACAUCGCUGGUUGGUGUUCGUAUUCCAAACCACCCCUUUAUCAGGGAGUUGGCACGAGCUUGCUCUGGACCACUGGCUCUAACAAGUGCUAACAUCAGCUCUCAGGCCAGCACGCUGACGGUGUCGGAAUUCCAAGACCUGUGGCCUCAGUUGUCCUUAAUCAUCGAUGGAGGCCCAAUUGGGGACAUUCAGAGCCCGGAGUGUCGCUUGGGAUCAACUGUGGUUGAUUUAUCUGUGUCGGGGAAGUUCAGCAUCAUUCGGCCUGGCUGUGCGCUGACGCCUACGGUUGAAAUCCUGACGCAGAAGUAUGGCUUGGUACCAGAAUCAUCUUAAGACUUCAGACUCGGAGGAGCUGGCCUCUUAGAUAUUGGAAAACUUUUACAAGUUCUCCCCAGAGCCUUCUCCAGGCUGAGCAAACCCAGUUCUCAGCCUAUCUCCAUAGCAGAGGUGCUCCAGCCCUUGGAUCGUCUUCAUACAUCUGCUGUAGUCUGAGAAACCAACCCAGACAUGAAUGCUGACCUCCUUGUGCUGCUCUAUCAUUCCCAAAUACCUGUCUGUUUCGUUAACACGGUUAGACCUUUGAAAUACAACUAUUUGUGCAUUAGACUGUUCUCAGGAUGGGGGGGGUGUUGUGUGUGUGCAACCCACCCUCCCCUUAACCACUUAUUCCAUGUCUUGGUUUAUUGUACCUGCACUGAAAGAAAAGCAAAGAUGGAGAAGAUGGUUUUGAGCUUUCACA